CAGAGCUUCUGUGAGUGUGUAGAGGGUGAGUGUGUGGUCAAACAAUCCUGAAUCGCGCAGUGUGUUUGCACAAGUUUCAGAAACUGUUAGAUUCACUCAAGAAGUAAGCAUAUGAAAGUAGUCAGCAUAAGGAUUCUCUCUCUUUUCCUUGGCUGUGGAUUACAGUAGUUAAGGACCUUUGAACAGAAUCUUACCAGUGGAUGAGGCCUCACCUGGAUUUGAGUUGGAUGACUACAGUGGAUAAUAGAAGUGGACUGUGAGGAGUGGAAGAGAUCAUGAUCACUCGGCUGUGAGAGACAGGUACAGUGAGGACAGGUCGGGCUAUUAGUUAUCAUGUCCAUCCAGGAGUGCCCAGAGAGUCCAGUGCUUGAGGAUGAGGAGGGUGAGGAAAGCAGAGGGGUGGAGAGAGAGUCGGACAGAGACAGUGCAGUAGACAGCACUCUGUCGUCAGAUAUAUCGGAUGGAGGGAGAACUGGAGAAAAAGAGGAAGGGAUUGGGCUUUGCCUCCCAGGAGAAAAGUGUGGUCAGAUGUAUAAUCGCUCUGAGACUUCUAAUCAUUCUACACGUUCAUCUGCCUCAUUAAAUGAGGAGCAGUUUGAGGACUAUGGAGAAGGAGAGGAUGGAGACUACAAUCCUAGCAGCCCCUGUCCAGAUGAUGAGAUCCGCAUUAAUGGAUGUUCAGAUCUGGGAUCUUCUGUUUCCUCUAGUGCUGGUCAGACUCCUCGGAAGAUGCGCCUUGCUGGUGACCGGAUGGAUGUGUUUUGCUCUCAGUGUUGUAAGAGGGUCAGUCUGCUCAAUGACCUGGAGAACAGGCUGAAAAACCUCAAAACCAACAGCCCAAACAGAAAAAUCUCCAGCACUGCAUUUGGAAGGCAGCUGCUCCACAACAGUAACCUCAGCAGUAGUAACGGCAGCACAGAGGAUUUGUUCCAUGACAGCAUUGACUCCUGUGAAAUAGACAUUACUGAGAAGGUGAGGUACUUGGACAAAAAAGUGACAGAGCUGGAAAAUGAGAUUCUGAUGAACGGGGAUGUGAAGUCGAAGCUGAAACAGGAAAACAUACAGUUGGUUCACAGGAUUCACGAAUUGGAGGAGCAGCUAAAAGACCAGGAGACCAGAGCGGAGAGCAUGAUGGAAGAGGAGCUCAGGAGACACAGAGAGGCCUACAGCCGACUGGAGAAAGACAAAAACACACAGAUAGAGCUGCUCACAAAUAGAGUACACCAGCUAGAGGAGGAAAAUGGAGAGAUGGCAAUAAGCAUGAACAGACUGAAAUCCCAGACAGAGAAACUGGAUGAGGAGAGACAGCGGAUGACGGAUAAGCUGGAGGAUACAAGCUUGCGGUUGAAGGAUGAGAUGGAUCUGUACAAGAAGAUGAUGGACAAGCUACGGCAGAACAGAAAUGAGUUUCAGAGGGAAAGGGAUACCAUGCAGGAGCUAAUUGAGGACCUUCGGCGAGAACUGGAGCACCUCCAAAUAUACAAGCUGGAGGCAGAAAGAAUGGGGCGUGGCCGCAGAUCUUCCAUUAGCCUAUCAGAAUACAGCACUCGAACACGUGAGAGUGAGUUGGAACAGGAGGUCAAGAGACUAAAACAGGAGAACCAGAAACUGAGGGAACAGAAUGAAGAUCUAAAUGGUCAGCUUCUCAGUCUGAGCCUCCAUGAGGCCAAAAACCUGUUUGCCACACAGACAAAAGCGCAGUCUCUGGCCAUGGAGAUUGAUCAUGCCUCCCGCGAUCAGUUGAUGGAAGCCCUCAAGGAGCAAGAGGAGAUAAACUUCCGACUCAGGCAAUACAUGGACAAGAUAAUUUUAUCUAUUCUGGACCACAACCCGUCUAUUCUGGAAAUCAAAAACUAAAAGCCUGUCAUAAGCUGUUUAGAAUCUUAAGAGUGGAUCUAGAGCUCCCCCUGAGGUAGCACUGAACCUCAAAUGACAUGUGCCUCUGAAUGCACAAUAACUACAGUGUGCUGGUGUUUUGUGCACCUUUCUCAUGCUACAAAAAUCUAAAAUAUACUAGUGAAAUUUUUCAUGCACUUUUAUAGGGCAUUUUUGCUGCUCUGUACAACACAAGGGAGUUUUUCACUGGAAUGUCAUUAUGGUUACUGAAUUGCACCAACUAAUAUGUGAAUAUAUGACACUGGAUGUUCACAGAGUGUAUUUGCGUUAUAUGGAUGGUGUAUGUUUGCUGAGUUUGCACUGGGGAUGUGAUGAGAGAGGCUGAUUGAUUAAAAACAAAAACAAAAAAAAGGAAUAUUUACCUAUUUGAUGGCCAUCAAAGCCUGUCCCAUUCAAAGCUGCGGAGUAUGAUCAGAGGAAAGAGACUUUUGUGGGUAUACUUGUAAUGAUUUUGGUGAGCGAGUUUUUGACUGUCUUCCUAUUAUAAAUGGCAAGUGAGGGAACAAUGUAAGGAGAGACAAAUUAGAAGAAUAGGGGAGAGGUAAUUGAAACUCGAACUGGAACUUGAUAACACUGCCUGUUGUAAAAGAAAUCCAUUUUAGAGCAGGGCAAUGCUCUAGUCUGUGUUUGCAAUGUAACGGUGAGAUGUUUAUUCUGACAUUACAUGCAGUAUGUGUGCUUAAAAAGGAAGUGAAAAUUCAAGAGGCUGAAUGUAAAAUGUCAUUGUGAAUGUACCAAACAAGUAGUAUUUCAGGUUAUUUAUAGGCUUUAGCAUAAUAGUUUAAGACCUGUCUGUUCAUCAGCUGAAUUAUGUUCUUAAUAGCCUUAAAGGGACUUGCACUUGUUCUUCCGAACAAAAAUAAUGUUAUUAAUUUCAAAUGCACGAUUCUCACAAUUUUCUAUAAUGUGAUUUAAAUACAAAUAAAUGUACAUCAGAUAAUACAGGUCUAAAACACAAAAAACUGACAUUUGUGUUCCUAUCGCAGGAAGGUUUCAUAUUUUGAAUGUCAGACAUUUUUAAAAUGGUAAUUUUUUUUAAAGAGUAUCCUAAAAGUGUCCCUCACAGUUACACAUUUCUCUUAUUCAGUCAAUAGAUUGUAUGUGAUGACAAUAUAAACCAUCUGAUUUAUUCUGUGCUGAUAUAGGCCUACAUUCAGUAUAUGUGAUUCUGUAAAUGUAAUAUUUUCUCACAUAAAUGCCUCCUAUUUCCUUGUGCUUUUCACUUAUUAGUUAAAACCUCUAGUAAACCCUUUUUUCAGUCACAAAUUAAAUAAUUGCUGAGCUAUAUUACACUUUAUACGUGUGUGGGAUUUUUAAAAACAUGUAAAUUAAUUACCUUUUUACUUGCACCACUCUGCUUUUUCAUUGUUCCUCAAUUUAUUUUAUGAAUACUUUUAUCUGAUUAUAUAAUACUGAUUAAUUCUUAUUCUAUAUUAAUGAAGGAGGCGCUGGAGAAGGUGGCAGUAUUAGUUUUGCUUGUUUAUGAGAGAUCAAAUUAACUCAGUGGCUCAUGUCGUCACAACAUGCUGAAUGGUGACACUUUAAUCCAAAAAAAGGUAUCUGUAGACUUGCACAAAAUGUAUACCAAUUGCAUUUCAUUUUCUGCAUAAGAUUAAUCUGAAAUGCCUUAGCAAUACUUAUGACUGUGGGCUUAUUUCUGUUUCAGAUCUAAAUUAGAUCAAGAUGUGCAUAUAGGCAUUUACUUCUGCAUGUCAGGUGUUACUGAAUUUACUGAACUUGAACAUGAGAAAUUAACAAACUGAUCUUUUAAAAUAAAACAAUACAAAAUUCCA
Onychostoma macrolepis is the source of this 3689-nucleotide messenger RNA. It is a transcript of the gene rab11fip4b, whose product is annotated as RAB11 family interacting protein 4 (class II) b. The transcript is spliced from 13 exons. Bases 334 to 1857 code for a protein of 507 amino acids. Gene Ontology annotation, cellular component: cleavage furrow; endocytic vesicle; recycling endosome membrane. The record is from RefSeq and is a predicted model, not a curated record. Gene Ontology annotation, biological process: endocytic recycling; regulation of cytokinesis. Lineage: Eukaryota; Metazoa; Chordata; Actinopteri; Cypriniformes; Cyprinidae.